Messenger RNA from Salmo salar (Atlantic salmon), 3100 nucleotides. RefSeq names its product G protein-coupled receptor 34b (gene gpr34b). NCBI's taxonomy places the organism in Eukaryota, Metazoa, Chordata, Actinopteri, Salmoniformes, Salmonidae. Gene Ontology annotation, cellular component: membrane. Gene Ontology annotation, biological process: G protein-coupled receptor signaling pathway. The record is from RefSeq and is a predicted model, not a curated record. Gene Ontology annotation, molecular function: G protein-coupled purinergic nucleotide receptor activity.
UCUACACUUUUUGAAAGGGGCAUGCUAAUUUAAGAUGGUGAGGAAAUUACUUUUAAAGAACAAUUGGAGGUAGGCUCUUCCCACACAAACCCACCCACAAAGCCACAUGGGUAUGCCUGGCCCACAGAAAACCAGAUUGAUCACAUAACAAUAACCAGGAAAUGGAGGAGUGUGCUUCUGGAUGUCAGUUAAAAGAGGGGCCAACAUUGACUCAGACCAUCACCCCCUGAUAGGAGAAUUCAGGAUGAAGUUAGCAGUAAAGAGGAAGGUUGGCAGUAGGACGCAGGGGCGAUUUGAGACGAGAAAACUACAAAAUAGCCAGAUACAGUAUUCCCCAUUCCUGGCGUAUCUCAAGUAUUUUGAGUAUUGAGAGAAAACAUAGAUGACAAGUGGUCAAGAUGCAAGAAUGCCAUCACAAGAACUGCUGAAGAAGUACAAGGCCACAGGGAAGUUUGGAGAAAAGACAAUCACAGGUACAUUUUAGUCAUUUAGCAGACGCUUUUAGAGACAAGUGACAGAUGACACCUGGAAAGAAAUAGAGGCAAGGAGGGAGACAAAAUUCAAACUCAACUGGGAAAUGGAUGACACCAAGAGAGGAAGUCUGCAGCAGGAAUACCAACAUAGAAACAAGGUGGUCAGAAAGAGGGAAAAGAAAGCACACAAGGAACAGCUUGCUAGCGAGGUGGAGGCAGCAGCCAAAGCAACACAAUUCCAAGGAGCUGUACAAGAUCACCGGACAGCUGGCUGGGAAGAACAGGAGCCGAAGCCAUCCCAUUAGAGAUAAACGGGAAACCCUCUGACAAAAAAAUCCCAAGAAAUGGAAUGCUGGAGAUAACACUUUGAGGAAAUCCCAAACAAGCCUCCACCUGACUUAACCACAGACAUUGUGGCAGCAAAAGACCUGCAAACAACAAUUAUUUGCUAGGAUGUCCCCGGAACAUCACAAAAUGAUCACCUAAACUGGUCAGGAAGUUAUCAAAACACUUAGUUUAGAAAAUCUAAAUUCAGCAAUUGCAUUCUUCUCAUAUUACUCUGUAGGCUACUGACCUAUUCAAAACUUCUUCUGGCAUCUCACCAUACAUCUGUCAGUAGUUACUGAACUCAACUGGCAGGAGGUUUGUGUGCGUGUGGUGUUUUCUGUGAUUGAGUGGGGGGAAACAGCUGCGGGCAAGGUUCUGACAGAUGGGUGUGUCUUGGUGGUGGCAAGGAUUUCUUGCUGGCCGCCCCCAUUUCUUGAGGAGGAAGCCAACAAAAAAAUGAGGCUAAAUCAGCGGGUGCAGUUCCACUUUAAGUCAAGACUAAGGAUUGAAGAGGGAAACCGAUGCUAUGACAACCAACUUCCCUGCCAACGUCACAUUCUUUCCCUUUCCCAAGUCCUCCCACUCACACAUCGCCACGGAGACUACCUUCAAGAACCUCUUGACAGCCACAACCCCUGACCCCAGGGAACACUGUCAACUUGACGACAGCUCCCUCCAGAUCCCUCUAGCAGUCCUCUACUCUGUCCUCUUCGUCUUGGGCCUGGCCGGCAACAUACUGGCUCUCUGGGUCUUUCUAUACGUCCACUCCAAGAAGAACUCUGUCCGAGUGUUCCUCAUCAACAUAGCGUUAGCUGACCUGCUACUGGUCAUCUGUCUCCCAUUCAGAGUCCUCUACCACAGUAAAGGGAACCACUGGGACAUGGGCCCCACCCUCUGUAAGGUCGUGGGAAACCUCUUUUAUAUGAACAUGUAUAUCAGUAUCACCUUAUUAGGGUUGAUCAGUGUGGAUCGCUAUCUGAAGAUCCAGCGUAGCGCCGGGGGGCAGUAUCGCCUCCAGGCCACCAGAUGGAGCUCCACCGUCUGUGGGACCAUCUGGAUCCUGGCCCUCACCGCCGUCAUACCCAUGAUCCUCCUCUCCGAGGGCAACGAGGAGUCGAACAAGUGUUUCCAGUAUAAGCAACGAAAGCAUGCACAGGGGAAGGCCUAUUUCAACCUCUUCCUGGUUGCUGUGUUCUGGUUUGUGUUUGUCUGCCUUGUGGUGUCUUAUGGGAAAAUUGCACUCAAGCUGCUGAGGGCGUCGAGAGAUAAACCGGACCUCCCCAACGCGACCCGCUACAACCGUACUGCCAGGAAGUCCUUCUUCGUCCUCUUUCUGUUUACCAUCUGCUUCGUCCCCUAUCACAUGGUCCGGGUGUUCUACGUCGUCUCCCAGAUCAGGGAAACUUCCUGCUUCUGGAGGGGAGUGGUAGACCAAGCCAACGAAGUGGCGUUGCUACUCUCUGCCCUCAACAGUUGCCUAGACCCCGUGAUGUACUUCCUGUUGUCGGAGUCCGUGAGGAAAGAGACACUCCGAUUGGUCAAUAACAUGUUCCGACUGAGUGACUCGGGUGGCAGUGGGAGUGCCUCCAGUGUGGAUUGUGGGAGGAGCCUUGAGGAGCAGCCAACCGUUAGUUUCAUCAGUAAUCUGAGAAGAAAAAUAACUGUCCAGCCCUCCCUCCAUCAGAUAUAAAUAAGAUGAAGUUGUCACUAGACACUGAUCCGAGGUCAGUUUUGGACUUUGUUGGGCCACAAAAUAGCAGCAAAGUCCAUCCUCCUUCUGGUAUCAGGACCAGCCAGCAUAAGCCAUUUUGUGCCAAGAACAACUUGAAGAGGGACAGUCCGGGAGAGCAUGAACACGACUCCAUGGAAUUGGGGCAUUAACUAUUAGAGUUUUAUAUCAUAAAGGAAGCAUUAGCAUCCAGUCAGAUGACAGCCUUUGCAGGGUAUAUGUCAUGUUAAAGGACUGCACAGACAAUGAGAGGACCAUACAGACACCACAGUGAUAUUACUUGGUCAUGACAUGCUGGUGGAAAACAACAAAGACAAUACCCAAUCUCACUUAGAAAAGCCAUGAAGGCACGCUAUGCUAAAAUAAAAUAUGUGGGACUGUGAUGACAAAACAUGAAAUAUUACUAUUCAUUGUGAAUAGGCUACUGGAUGGUUGUUGAGUGGUUUUGUAACAGCUUUUUGCCUGUUUCAAUGUUUCAUAUAUUGCCUGUAACAGAGACAUUUUGAGACAUUAGAAACUAUAUUGAAUAAAUAACAUGAAAAAAUGAAUAAAUUGAACAAUGUAAUGAAAA